This is a messenger RNA of Salvelinus namaycush (lake trout), 5864 nucleotides long. Its product is annotated as supervillin-like. The coding region runs from base 1 to 5055 and encodes 1684 amino acids. The transcript has 33 exons. Gene Ontology annotation, cellular component: cytoplasm; actin cytoskeleton. Gene Ontology annotation, biological process: actin filament severing; actin polymerization or depolymerization; barbed-end actin filament capping. The record is from RefSeq and is a predicted model, not a curated record. NCBI's taxonomy places the organism in Eukaryota, Metazoa, Chordata, Actinopteri, Salmoniformes, Salmonidae. Gene Ontology annotation, molecular function: actin filament binding; phosphatidylinositol-4,5-bisphosphate binding.
AUGGACACCAUAGAGAACCCCGCCUUGGAGCCCAGAUCGGAGCGGAUCGCCCGCUACAAGGCCGAGAGGAGACGGGAGCUACAAGAACGCUAUGGCGACAUGGAGGAGCUCCCAUCCAAGUGGGUGAGGAGGGAUGGGACUCGCAUGAACUCAGACGGCGCACCUCCCUCCACAGACAGGAUCCUCUCUGGGGGGGUGAACGGCAGAGCGGCGGGGCCGGAGGGGGGCAGGAGGGAGAGCAACACCCCUCUGGAGUCAGAACCGAGGAGAGUCUCCAACGGCUUUGAGGCAGACACUGCUGCAGACCCAACACACCUCCGAAGGCAGUGUUCUUCUGGCUCUGCCGGCAUGUUGAGUGGGGGGGAGCCCCUAGCUCCCCCAGGCCCCCCUGGACCCGACGCGGCCCAGCUGCAAACGCGGGUGUCGGUGGGCCAGUUGAGGAGUGCCCUGCUGCAGCAGACCGGGACUGGAACACAGCCUGAGAAAGUUAGUCCUGACAGUGGCCGUGCGGCCUCUUCCCUUGACCUAGCUGUAAAGCCGGGCUCAGAGGGGGGACGGCGGCGCACCCGUCGCUACCACCCUGGGGUGUCAGGUGGGGGCCGCAAAACCAACGAGCGCUUCAGGACACAGCCGAUCACAGCCUGUGAGGUGCAGGAGAGCGGCGGGAAGAGCCGUGUGGUCACUAAGUUCAAGCCAGCUGAUGUGAAGACAGAUGACAGAGCCAAGAUGAGUGUGGCGGCCAAGAUGUCUUUGUUUAAAGAGCUAGAGAAGACAGCAGCCCCCGAGGCCUCCUCCUUUCUGAAGCCUCGCUCUGGCAGCGCCACGUAUGAACGCAGAGUACGCCGCGGCAACGAGCACCGCUCACUCACUCAGCCAAUUACCUGUGAGGAGAUGGUGGUGGCCACCAGCAGCACCCCCCAGCCAGUGGAGUCAGUCGAGGCCCAGGCUGUGCAGGCCGAGGCGGAGGCGGUGGAGGACGAUGCGAACAGUAAGCUGACUAUGAGUGAGAAGCUGGCUCUGUUCAACAAGCUGUCCCUGCCAGGGAACCAGGGGGAUGCCGCUCCCCAUGCCCCCCCAGAGAGACGCAGGCAGAAGGGGGCACGCUACCGCACACAGCCCAUCACCGUGGAGGAGGUCAGCCUGUAUUCUCCUCGCUUUGGCCUCCCUCAGCUCCAGAAAGGCCCCAUCCAGCUGCCCCCGCUGCGCCUGUCCCCCACCCUCUCCGACCGGCAGCAGGAGCAGUCCGUCAACCUGAGGCCCAGUGAGGUGCGUCAGGCCCAGCCUCGACCCGGGGCCGACGUGGAGCCUAACACAGGACCUGACCCGUCCCAGCAGGGCCUGCAGCAACGCAGGGACUCUGAGCCAGGAGAGAUCAGAGGCAUCCUGAGGAAGAGCCCCUCUGCAGGACCAGAAUGGGACCGAGACGGAGACAUUAUGAGGGAGGGCAGACAACAGAGGAACAGGAAUAGGAGGGAGACGGUGGCCGUGUGUGCCUCAGACAGGCCAACCUCAGAGCAGGGUCCCCCCCAGGAGGAGAGGCAGAUGGACCCCCCUGGGAACACCUCUGGGAGAGACAGGUUGUCAGAUGCUUCCAGGGAGGAGGAAGAGGAGGAGAGGGGGAGCAGGGUGAGGAGAGACACCCCUCCUAGACAACACGUCCAGGUGACCUUGGCGGACCAGAGGAAGGAAGACAGUGAGAUCUCCCAUGAUGCACCAGCUGUCAACCCUCAGUGCUGGGAUCCUGUCUUUUCCUCUGUCUAUUCCAACAGUACACCUCAAUAUGUCAUGUGUUACAAUCAGACCAGCUCUUCCUUUGAGGCCCAGGAGGUAUCCUCUCCUACCCAGACCCUCUCUCAGCCCCAAUGGAGACAGAAGCACGCUAGACCAGUCGAAGAGGAGGAGCUGCCACAGGCGUCGGUGGCUGAGCGCAUGAGAACCCUACAGGAGAGCGAGGAGCAGUGGAAGACCAGAGGGAGAGGGGCCGCCAACGACUCAGCCCAGUACACUGUGGCCGGACGCAUGGCGAAAAGAGGUUUGGUGUCCCCUGUAUCGGACAUACACGAGACCCCUCCAUCUCACACCAAGAGACCCUCCACAGGAGCCACAGCAACAGCAUGCCCAUAUGAAGAGAUCUCCAGUCACCCUGGGAUGGAGGUGGAAGAGGACACAAAGCUGGACAAACUGGAUUCCAUUGUGGACAGGCUAAAUACCGCUCCCCAGGACACGCCCCUGGAGGUGACCUCGGGGAGGGUGAAGGAGGUCAUGACCCCUGAUGACCAGGAGACGUGUGGUGGUUUCUACAGGGAGGUGUCGCCCCCCUCACCCUCUGCCCUCCCUGCUGGGGCUGGUGCUGCCACUGGAACUGACCCGGAACAGGACCUCAGUGCCCUCUGCCAGACCAACACACCCAUGCUGACAUCAGAAGUAGCGCAGCACAGGCGGUCGGUGCGUCCGUCCCGUAGGACCCAGGGCUCCCGGAACCCUCUGCGUGCUCUGGCGGCCCGCGAUGACAUCAGGCAGGACUUCAUGGGAGAGAGAGUCACCAUGGCUACCGUGAACACUAACAGGACACAAGUGGAGAAGUUGGCCAAGAAUUCUAACAUGGCUGACUCAACUCUAGCAGGUCUGGCCAGUACAGAGGACUUCAGUAACGUCGAUCUGCGUGAUGUCACUUCCACAGAGUCAGAGUCAAUGACAAAUAACAACAACCUGCCCAUCAGCAACCUCAUGCUCAUUCACAUCAAAGGUUGGCAUCAUGUGCAAGUGCGUCUGGUGGAGCCCACAGCCAGGUCUCUGAACAGUGGAGACUGCUUCCUGCUGGUCACACCCACUCACUGCAUCCUCUGGAGCGGAGAGUUUGCCAACACAACAGAGAAAGCCAAGGCGUCAGAGCUGGCAUCGUUGAUCCAGACCCAGGGGGAUCUGGGCUGCCGGGCCUGUGGGGUCAUCCACCUAGAGGAGGGGGUCAAUACUGACAACAGCCUGGCCUCUGACUUCUGGAACCUUCUGGGAGGAAAGACACAAUACAGAGGGGCGGGAGCCCCAGAAGAGGAUGAGCUGUAUGAGAGUGGGGUGGUGGAGUCUAACUGUUUGUACAGGCUGGUGGAGAACAGACUGGUACCUCAUGAGCAGGCCUGGGCAGCCAUCCCCACUGUCUCCCUACUGGGAUCCACUGAGGCCUUGGUGUUUGACUUUGGCAGCGAGGUGUACCUGUGGCAUGGGAAGGAUGUUGCCCCUGGCGACAGGAGUGUGGCUGUACAGCUGGCCCAGCAGGUGUGGGGUGGUCCCUACGACUACAGCAACUGUAGGGUCAACCCACUGGACCCCACACACUGCAACCCCAGCAUACAGCCGCAAGGUGAAAGACGGCCCGGCUGGGCUCUGUUUGGCUGUGUCUCUGAGCACAAGGAGACAGCCCUCUUCAGGGAGAAGUUUCUGGACUGGGCUGGAGAUAAGGAGGAGACCGCUGCAAUGGUGGUGGAGGAGGCACAGACUGCCAUGCCAGUGUGGCCCCAGCAGAGCCCCCUGCCCCAGCAGCCCCAGCAGCAGUUAGAGUCUGUGUCUCUGUGUGCGUGUGAUGCCAAGGCGCUGGUGGCAGGGCAGGGGGUGGCACUGCCAGGGGACGGGGUGGUCCCUACAGUCCUGGAGGGGUUGGACGUUCAGAGGGGGCAUGGUGUCGUACCCCUGGAGGACGGGCGGCAGGUGGAGCUGAGCACUGUUGCCGUGGAUACCUGGCACAUUCAGGAGUUUGAGGACAGCGAGGCCCAGCUGGAGAGCUCAGGGCAGCUGCAUGAAGGAGACACGUACCUGGUCCGCUGGACCUAUACUCUCAGCCCAGCGGAUCAAAGCGGGGAGCCUGGGAGGGAGUGCUCUGCUGUCUUCAUCUGGCAGGGCCGGCACUCCAGUAUCAAUGGGCGAGGCGCGUCUGCACUCACGAGUCAUGAGGGAACACAGGUGAUGGUGCCGCAGGGGCAGGAGCCUCCAUGUUUCCUUCAGCUUUUCCAGGGAGGUCUGGUCAUCCACAAAGGCUGCCGAGCGGACACCACCAACAACACAGGAGUCUGGCGUCUGUUCUGUGUGCGUGGGGAGCUGCCUGAGGAGGCCAGUCUGUUGGAGGUGGACUGUAGCUGUGGCGGCCUGCGCUCCCGAGGUUCUCUCAUACUGCUCAACAGUCAACAGGGGGCGCUCUACCUGUGGCAUGGCUGUAAGGCCCACGCCAGCUCCCGGGAGGCAGGCAAGAGGGCUGUGGAGCGACUCACUCAGAUGUGCCCUCCUGAACUGGGCCUCAGCAGUGAUAGCCCUUCGAGGGUGCAGGAAGUGGAGGAAGGGGCGGAGCCUGUGGAGUUUGGGAACGCUAUUGGGCAGCAGGACAGGAAGGCCUAUGACUGCAUGCUACAAGAUCCAGGGAAGUAUAACUUCACGCCACGCCUCUUCCAUCUGAGCACCCGUUCCGGAAACUUCCAGGGGGAGGAGCUGCAGAGCCCUGCCCGGUUGCCAGGGGUUGUCAUGGCAAUGCCCUUUGUCCAGGAGAGUCUGUACUUUGUGCCACAGCCAGCCCUGUUCCUGCUGGAUAACUGUAUGGAGCUGUAUCUGUGGCAGGCAGGUGAGCCUGAGGACAGUCAGACCGCUGGCUCAGCCUGUAUCCGCUGGGCUAAUGAGAGGAGGUGUGCCAUGCAGACAGUGCUCCAGUACUGCAAAGAGAGGAACCCGAGGCGCCCCCUUCAGGCCUACCUCAUCCAGGACGGAGCAGAACCCCUCACCUUCACCAACGUUUUCCCCCGCUGGGAGAAGAGACCCACACCCACCACACAGGGGGAGGCCGGGCGGGUCAAGCUGACCUUGGUGCAGGACGCCCUGGCCCAGCUCAGUAAGACCCAGUACCCCCUAGAGGAGCUGCUGCAGACCCCUCUGCCAGAGGGAGUGGACCCCCAGCGCCUGGAGAUAUACCUCUCCGACCACGACUUCCAGACUAUUUUGGAGAUGAAGAGAGAUGAGUAUGACUCCCUCCCAAACUGGAAACAAAUCAGCCUGAAAAAAAGCAAAGGACUCUAUUGAAAACCUAAAGAAACAAAAAAGAUCCCAUUUAUGUCAACAUAUCCUGAGAUUUUUGUUGUUGUUGUAUUUUCUAUUAUUAAGAGAAUUAUAGUUUCUUGUCAGGUGAUGACAAUUGCGUACAGUGUUUUCUUAGUAGCUGUUUUUAAGUUGUAUCUGUGUGUCUUCUUUAAGUAUGGUGCUUUAGGGCCUUAUUCGUUCUCAGCCAAUCGCUCUCGCUUGCAGAGAGACAGGACUGCCUAUACCUUCAAACAGAAGGACAACCAUCCUGAUCCCCAAUCAAUCAACUGGAUCCAUUUUCUUAUUCCUAGAGCUUACAUGAGUGUGUGGUUUUCUUACCGACUGUGGAUUCCCUCAGAAAUGUUAACCAAAAAGAAGAAGAAACAGCAUUUCACAUUUUCCUAUGAAACUUUUAAUUUACCUGUACAAAUCAAGGAAGGAAACAAAGAGAAAGUUGAAAAAGAAGAGGGAUAAGGAAACAUCACAAACGGUGGGUGGGUGAGGAGAGGACACAGGAGUGGUUACAUACAAAAGCAAUCAAUUGUAAUAAACAACGGAAACCAGGAAAAUAAAGGAGUGGCCACUUCCUUCAUGUUUCAUCUUAAAUCAAUAUCGUUCCAUCACUGAGCUCUGCUUAUGCUGCGGUUAUACUGGCAGUCUUCUCUUAGGCUGAAUUUCAGAGCUUGAAAUAUAAGAAGGAAAAAGGCAUGUCUUCUCAGAAAGACAACGUAAAAAAAACCCGCCUGAUUUGUCUCUAAGCUUGACCGUGUGUUUAACAGUAUAGUUUUGCCUAUAAAAGUCUAAUGUGGGUA